AUGGCAGUGGACAAUGUUGGUGUUCGCCACUGUGGUGGCUUAGUUCUUUACCGCCCCAGUGCCCACCUGGACAGCCUAAAGCCAGCAUUUACCCCUAAUAGACUAUCCUGGAACAGUGCUCUUCUAAACAAAAAGUUUGGCUUCGGCAAGAAGCACGCCGAUGGCGAUGACCCAAACCGAUCCGCUCUUUUUGGAAAGAAAGGCUCACCAGCUCAAUCCGACAACCCAUAUGCUCAACCUCAGACUGCGAACGACCCUUAUAUGGCUCCCAACAUGACUCCUUAUCAACAAGUUCGUUCACGCGUUCCUGAUCGUCCAGCCGGUGGUUUACCAAAUGGUCCGGGCCCCCAGAGAGGUUACGGCGCCCCUCCGCUAUCUCGAAAUGACAGCAACCACUCAACCGCAACCACUCUGCCCCCUUACUCUAGUGCUCCACCUUCGGUUGCGGGUGGCUACGCCAACGAUAGAUAUGGGGCUUCCUCGGGCUACGGAGCUAGCAAAUACAGCAACUCGGGCGGUGCAUCGGGUGCUCGUUCUGGUGGUUAUGGUGGACUAGGCCGGUCUGAUAGCAACGACACGGAUUCUAACCGAGAUGCCCUGUUCUCUGGCGCCCGAGAGCGGUACGAUCAGCAGCCUCAUAAUCCAGGUGGUGCCUACGGAGCCUCCGGGGCCUCCGGGGCUUCUGGGGCCGACUCUAAAUAUGGCGGCUAUGGACAAGAACGUGAACUUACAGAAGAGGAGAAGGAUGAGCUUGAGGUCGAUGACAUCAAGCGGCAGAUAAAGCAAGAGAAGUUGGCCACGGCCAACACUGCGGAGAACACUGCGCGCAUCGGUCAGCAAACAGUGGAAUUAGCUUCACAAACACUUGCUCGCCUCGGCGGACAAGCGGAGCGGCUCAACUACACCGAGAACCUCAUAGAUCGGGGUGGCUUUGCGAGUAGGGAAGCUGAAGAGCAGACUAAGAAACUCAAAAGUCUGAACCGAAGCAUGUUCGCUGUUCACGUCGGCAACCCCUUUACUGCCAACAAGAGGAACAACGAGAUGGAACAGAGAGUUCUAGAUCAAAACCGCAGCGAACGGGAACAGCGAGAGUCAACGCGGAAAGACGGGUACCAGGGUAAUAUGCGCAUGGAAUCCGCCUUCCGCCAAGUUGACGCCAGCGCAAAGAAUGGUGUCUGGCAAAAGCAGAGCGCUGCCGAGAAGUCUAAGUAUUCAUUCGAAGAUGAUGACGAAGACGAGGAGACGGAGGAUAGAAUCGACGACAACAUGAACAAGACGGCCCAAUCCGUCAGCCAGCUCAACACCCUCGCACAUCUCUUGGGCAACGAAAUUGAUUCACAAAACAAGGUCAUCGACAGAAUUGGCAACAAGAGCGACAAACUCAACGAUGCUACAGCAGUGCAAGUACGCCGACUGCACAACAUAAGAUAG
Messenger RNA from Hypoxylon fragiforme, 1431 nucleotides. RefSeq lists its product as uncharacterized. The transcript is spliced from 3 exons. Lineage: Eukaryota; Fungi; Ascomycota; Sordariomycetes; Xylariales; Hypoxylaceae. Gene Ontology annotation, molecular function: syntaxin binding; SNAP receptor activity. Gene Ontology annotation, biological process: vesicle fusion; exocytosis. Gene Ontology annotation, cellular component: plasma membrane; SNARE complex. The record is from RefSeq and is a predicted model, not a curated record. The coding region runs from base 1 to 1431 and encodes 476 amino acids.